Molecule: messenger RNA, 1823 nt
Organism: Branchiostoma floridae (Florida lancelet)
Lineage: Eukaryota; Metazoa; Chordata; Leptocardii; Amphioxiformes; Branchiostomatidae
Product: zinc finger protein OZF-like
Exons: 2
Coding region: 198-1571 (457 amino acids)
Biological process (GO): regulation of transcription by RNA polymerase II
Cellular component (GO): nucleus
Molecular function (GO): DNA-binding transcription factor activity, RNA polymerase II-specific; RNA polymerase II transcription regulatory region sequence-specific DNA binding
Source: RefSeq, a predicted model, not a curated record
GCCUUAACCUGAUGAACUGUUCGGUCACGAAUUAUGUGGGUAAUCAGGCGGAUUUGUUUACCCUCUGAAUCUAGGUCAGAUGCAUUUCAACCCUCCGCCAUUUUGAUUGCAGCUGGCGUGCCCUUUGUUCAGUUUCACCAGCCUUUUGGUAGUUUCUACAGGCCUUGAAACAGUUUCAGCUUGAAACGAGGUCUGACAUGGCGUCAGCAGGCUGUGGGUCUUUAACUGACAUUCCUCGGGACAACAGCCAACUGCUGAAAGGUAGUCCAACUACUGACAUGAAGACCUGUUAUGAUGAGUUUAAGAUAUUCGUGUCGAAACACAAGCAUGAGGAAACUGACAUACAAGGAGAGGAUGCAGAUGUAACAGAGCUCAACAGAGAUGACAAAACCCAACUAGAAGAUACUCUCUUUGCCAGUACUAUGUGUGGAGCUAUAAACCUGGAAACAAACACAGCUAACCACACUAAGGAAGAGCCCGAUACCAGUGGAUAUCAGGCAUCUAAUGAUUCUAAUCUCUCUCAGCCAAUGGAGGCAAGUGCAGAAGAGAAACCGUACAAAAGAGCGUGCAAGCAUAGCCUCUCCAAACAUGUUGAAAUACAUACAAGAGAGAAACAGUACAUGUUUAAGCAUUGCAACUAUUUAGUCAACGAGAAAAGAGAACUGGACAAACACAAAUCUAGUCAUGCCCGUGAGAAACCCUACAUGUGCGAUGGGUGUGGAUACAAAACAGCAAACAAGAGUCAUUUAUCUAAACAUAUGAAGAUUCACACAGGAGAAAAGCCGUACAAGUGUAAUCAGUGCGAUUAUUCAGCAGUUUGGAAGUUAUCAUUAGAGUUACACAUGAUUAAGCAUACCGGUGAGAAACCUUACACGUGUGAAGAGUGUGGAGUCAAAACAGUAAGCAGGAACAAUCUAUUAAGACAUAUGAAAAUACACACUGGACAAAAGCCAUUCAAGUGUCCCCAGUGCGACUUUUGCACGGUUUGGAAGCAAAGCUUGGAUUUACACAUGGCUAAACACACCGGUGAGAAACGCUACAUGUGUGAGGAAUGUGGUCACACUACAGCCCACAAGUCACGACUUUCCAGACACAUGAAAAUACAUACCGGAGAAAAACCGUACACGUGUGACCAGUGCGAAUAUUCAGCGAACCAAAAAAUACACAUAGACAGACACAAGGCUAAACAUACUAAUGACAAACCCUACACCUGUGAAAAAUGUGGCUACAAGGCAGUGGACAAGUUUGGCCUAUCCACUCAUAUGAAGGUGCAUAGGAUCAAGACUACAGGUGGCCAGCCGUACAAGUGUGAGCAGUGUGACUUUCGCUCUAUGUGGAAACAAAGCUUUGAGGCACACAAGAAACUGCAUACAGGAAAAAAGCCAUACAAGUGUGAUCUCUGCGACUACCGAACUGCAUGGAAAAGCAACAUAGAUAUACACAUGGCUAAACACACUGGUGAGAAGCCCUACUCGUGUGAUCAGUGUGAAUACAGGUCAGGUUACAGGUCUGGUCUCAAAAGUCAUAUGAAAGUACAUACAAAAGGGAAGCAACUUAAGGGUAAACGUUAAUAUUUCAUGGAUAGGAAAGAAAAAUGUUUAUGACCUUUGUUUUAUUAAUAUUAGUGUUACUAGUAGUACGAUAUAUUUUUAAACUUUCUACACCCGCUUGGGAAACAUAGUGACUAACCUUUGUUGUACAUUCAUGCUGAAUCUGGUAAAGUCAAUUGAAUAGAUACAAAAUAGUAAUAAAGUAUAUAUAGUGAAGAUUUGUUUUAAAAACCUGGGUUCUAAAACUACUUUUACACCGGGGGUAAAGAUGAA